This is a messenger RNA of Sclerotinia borealis F-4128, 1464 nucleotides long. Lineage: Eukaryota; Fungi; Ascomycota; Leotiomycetes; Helotiales; Sclerotiniaceae. The record is from the annotation of a GenBank genome assembly.
AUGGCUUCACAACAAAUGAUCCCGAAUUCUGCUUCAGAGUUUCCUUCAUCACGAAGUUUACCAAUUCUACACCCAUUUCAACCUCAUACUUUUAUAAAACCUAUAAAGAGAAUUCAUGAAGGUCACGAUGUGCCCCAUUUCCUCACAUCAAAGGCAUAUGCCGAUAUUGGCAUGUUUGUUAUGCAACUCAAUAUCGCCAUGUGUCCCAGGAAAUCAUCUGAGAUAGGCCAAGACCCUCAGACGUGGUCAUUAGAUUCUCCUCUCCAGUUAUCAGAACCUGUUAAGAAAAUACAGGAGUUAUUGCAGAAUAUUAAUGACUUUAUUGAUGAAGCACCACCUGAUACAGGACCAAGAAGAUUUGGAAAUGUUAGCUUUCGAAAAUGGUAUGAUAUACUGGAGACUAGGUCGAAGGAUUUACUGAAGCAGUAUUUACCGGCUGAAGUUCUUCAUUUUGGCGGUGGUUCUCCAGACGGCGAAGUAUCGGCUUUGGAUGAACUUAGUUCUUAUUUGUUGGGUGGAUUUGGAAGUGCGCAAAGACUAGAUUAUGGAACUGGUCAUGAACUUAGCUUUUUGGCUUUCUUAGGAUGUAUUUGGAAAUUGGGUGGAUUCACCAAAAUAUCUUUGGCUGGAGGCGAGUUGGAAAGAAGUAUUGUUAUCGGAAUUAUAGAGCCCUAUUUACGCGUGAUUCGUCGUCUCAUCCUUACCUAUACAUUGGAGCCAGCUGGAUCUCAUGGUGUAUGGGGACUGGAUGAUCAUUCAUUUCUACCAUACAUCUUUGGGUCGUCACAGUACUGUCCAGCUAUCACUGACGAUGAAGCUAUGCCAGUAGAGGGAUCUUUACCAGAAUCUCCAAACCCAGGAGAUGUAGCGAAGAAGAUGGAUGUUGAACGAGAAAGAAAGAACAACAUGUAUUUCUCAGCCAUCGGUUUCAUUAAUGAUGUUAAAACUGGGCCAUUUUGGGAACAUAGCCCAAUGCUUUUUGAUAUCUCUGGAGUUCGAUCAGGAUGGGGCAAAAUAAAUAAGGGUAUGAUCAAGAUGUACAAUGCAGAAGUGCUAUCAAAAUUUCCAGUCGUACAACAUUUUCCAUUCGGGUCAUUAUUUAGCUGGGAUCAAGAUCCGCAUGCAGUACCAGCAACUCAAACUGUACACACAGCAAAUCAACCGACGGGUUCGGGGGGCAUAUCGACGUCCCGACCACCACCACCAGAAGGUACAAGAGCCCCCUGGGUCAAUCCAUCACCAAGUCAAGGCAUUCCAUCAACAACCGCACCAUGGGCAAACUCAACAGCAGGAGCCAUGCCCUCAACAAGACGAAACAUACCUCCUACGUAUACAUCCUCCACGACACCCACAAGAGCAAUACCUACAACAAGACCAUCGUUGCCAAAUAGUAACACACCACCAACUUCAUCCAACACCUCACUUCCUGAUGAAGGUCCCACACGUGCACCUUGGGCUAAGUAA